Messenger RNA from Propithecus coquereli (Coquerel's sifaka), 1191 nucleotides. It is a transcript of the gene LEPROT, whose product is annotated as leptin receptor overlapping transcript. The coding region runs from base 169 to 564 and encodes 131 amino acids. Lineage: Eukaryota; Metazoa; Chordata; Mammalia; Primates; Indriidae. The transcript has 4 exons. Gene Ontology annotation, biological process: negative regulation of growth hormone receptor signaling pathway; late endosome to vacuole transport via multivesicular body sorting pathway. Gene Ontology annotation, cellular component: endosome. The record is from RefSeq and is a predicted model, not a curated record.
CUGGGGGCGGAGUUAUGGACCUGUAGGGCGGGGCUCUGCGUGACCAGGGUGGGCUCGGGAGCGACGGAGGCGGGCUCGGGACUCUGGGGGCGGCCCCGGUCCUGGCUUGGGCGGGGACCCGGGCUGUGGCAGGAAGCCGGAAGCAGCCGCGGCCCCAGCUCGGGAGACAUGGCGGGCGUUAAAGCUCUCGUGGCAUUAUCCUUCAGUGGGGCUAUUGGGCUGACUUUUCUUAUGCUGGGCUGUGCCUUAGAGGAUUAUGGCGUUUACUGGCCCUUGUUCGUCCUGAUUUUCCACGCCAUCUCCCCCAUUCCCCACUUCAUUGCCAAAAGAGUCACCUAUGACUCCGAUGCCACCAGUAGUGCCUGUCGGGAACUGGCAUAUUUCUUCACUACUGGAAUUGUCGUUUCUGCCUUUGGAUUUCCUGUUAUUCUUGCUCGUGUGGCUGUGAUCAAAUGGGGAGCCUGUGGCCUUGUGCUGGCAGGCAAUGCAGUAAUUUUCCUUACAAUUCAAGGUUUUUUCCUUGUAUUUGGAAGAGAAGAUGAUUUUAGCUGGGACCGGUGGUAGCACUUUAUUAUGACAGAAUGCAUUGAAUUUCUUAGCAUUCAUACUCUAGGUAUAUGUGUGCACAUAUGGCAUUUUACUAUGAAAUUUAAUAUGCUGGGUUUUUUUAUACCUUGAUAUCAUGUUCACUUUAAGGACUACUUCUUGAGUAAAAGAUUAGUUUUUUUCUCAGCAAAUAGACCUCUCAAGUUUAGAUUGUGUUACUUCUUUGCUGUUCAUAUAAUCAUGGUGCUCUCAGAAAAUAUAUUAGCAGAGUCUUAUAGACAGCUGCUCACAUAUGCAGUGGGUCUUUUGCCUGGGGAUGUGCUGUGGGAGGCAGGUAGCCCCGAAGCAGGUGUCUCAUGGCCCAGAAAGGCAGAGGUGGCUCCCUUUUUGUGUUGUAGACCCUUGCUUCUCCAAGUGUGGCCCACAGACCAAGAGCAUUGACAUUUCCUGGGAGCUAAUGAGAAAUGCAGAAUGAGAAGCCCCCCCUUACCCCAACUCCAGUGCAUUUUGAUGAGAUCCAAGCAAAUCGUAUGCACAUUAAAGUUUGAGAAGAGUUGUCACAGAGGAAGAAACGUUACACCUAACUUCCUUGUCUGCCCCAUGGCUGAACCACUUAACCUCUCUGGGUGUUACCUGCUCAUUUGU